GCAGCAGGGAGCAGGAGGAGAAGGGCAGAGGAGGCAGAGGCAGCUCUGGCGCUCCCUGAACUCGCAGCAGGUCCAGAAACAUCGCCUGGAUCCCGCAGACAAGGAGCUGAGCAUGGAGAGCAGGGAGGACAAAUCCCUGCAGCAGAACCUCGUGGAAGAGGCCGUUUUGAAUGACUCUGUAGCGCAGAAAUCCACCGGGGAGGAAAAGGCCUGGAGAUCCCUCACGAGGAGGGGCUGCAAACACAGAUCUGGGGGAUGUGAGGAGGAAAGAGCCACCCUGUGCCGGGAAGGCGGCCGGAGAUGGAGCCAGAGCUCAGAGCUGGUGGUCCAUGAGCAGCUUCCUGAUGGGGAGAAGCCCCACAAGUGCUUUGGGUGUACAAAGAGCUUCAUCUGGCGGUGCCACCUGCUCCGCCACCAGAGGAUCCACACAGACGAACGGCCCUACGAGUGUGGGGAGUGUGGGAAGAGCUUCAGGAAGAGCUCCCAGCUGACUGCCCACCAGAGGAUCCACACUGGGGAACGACCCUACGAGUGUGGGGAAUGUGGGAAGAGGUUUCAGAACAGCUCCAGCCUGAUCCGGCACCGUCACAUCCACACUGGGGAGAGGCCCCAUGAGUGUGGGGAGUGUGGGAAGAGCUUCAGGCAGCGCUCCCAGCUGAUCCGUCACCAGAGGAUCCACACUGGGGAGAGACCCUUCAAGUGUGAGGAGUGUGGGAAGAGCUUCAGGCAGAGAAGUGACCUAAACUUCCACCAAAAGAUCCACACUGAGGAUAGGCCCUACAAGUGUUCUUCCAAGUGUGGGAAGGGAUUUCUGACCAGCACUCAGCUCCUCGUACAUCAGCAGAUUCACUCAGAGGAGAGGCCCUUCCGCUGCCCCGACUGCGGGAAGGGAUUCACACAGAACUCCACCCUCAUCAGGCACGGGCGCAUCCACACUGGGGAGAGGCCCUACGAGUGUGAUAAAUGCAGGAAGAGGUUCCAGACCAGCUCCAGUCUCCUCCUGCACCAGCGCACACACACAGAGGAGAGGCCCUUCCACUGCCGCGAGUGUGGGAAGGGCUUUAGGCACAAUGGCAACCUCGACAGGCACCGACGCAUCCACACUGGGGAGAGGCCACAUGAGUGUGAGGAAUGUGGGAUGAGCUUCAGCCAGAGGACACACCUGAUCUGGCAUCAGAGGACCCACACUGGGGAGAGGCCCUACGAGUGUGGUGAAUGUGGGAAGAGCUUCAGUCAGAGCUCCAACCUGAUCAGCCACCAAAAGAUCCACACUGGCGAGAGGCCCCACGAGUGUGGGGAAUGUGGGAAGAGCUUCAGGCACCGUGCCCACCUGAUCCGCCACCAAAAGAUCCACACUGGGGAGAGGCCCUAUGAGUGUUCCAAAUGUAGGAAGAGGUUUCCCACCAGCUCUUAUCUCCUCUGGCACCAGCGGAUUCACACGGAGGAGAGGCCCUUCCGCUGCCCCUACUGCAGGAAGGGUUUCAAGCACAACUCCACCCUCAUCAUCCACCGGCGCAUCCACACCGGGGAGAGGCCCUACAAAUGCCUCCAGUGCGGGAAGAGCUUCUCCAGGAGCUCUCACUUGACCAGACACCAACAGAGGCACCAGUAAGGGAAGCCGUGCGAGUGCCCCCAGGGCGGGAAGAGCUUCUUGAGUUCCCCAACUCCAUCCCUACUUUCAAAUCCUAAUAAUGCAGGAUUCAAAGGCAGGAAGAUCUUUUCCUUGCUGGAAACUGGAAUUCCACACCCUUGGAGUGUGUGCCAUGCAGGAGCAUCCAGAUUGGGAUCCUGCAGACUGGGACCUUAUAGACUGGGAUUGUAUGGGUUGGGAUCACAUGGACUGGGGUUGUAAAAAGUGGGACUGUACAGACUGAGAUCACAUGGACUGGGAUUUCACAGGCUGGGAUCAAAUGGACUGGGCUUUCACAGGCUGGGACCAUCCGGAUCAGAACCAUAGAGACUGGGAUCAUACAAACUGGGAUCAUAUUGCCCUGGAUGGCUGCACUGGAACGAUGUGAGCUGAGGCAGUCCCGUCUCCCCCAAGGGGUCUCUCCCGGUCCCGCCCAGUCCUGAACGGGGCUACGACCAGAACUCUGAAGCGAAGGCAGCGGUCUCGGAGCGAUCUUGAAGCCAAUCCCCGAGCAAUUCUGGGUCCAGUCCUCAUCCCGGUUCCGGCCUCAGUCUCAGUCUCAUUCCCAGAGCUGUGCCAGUCUCAGUCUCGGUCUCAGCACGGUCCCGGUUCCAGUGCCGGUACCAGUGCUGGUCUUGGUCCCAGAGUGCUCUCAGUGCCAAUCCCAGUCUCAGUCCCAGUCCCAAUCCCAGUCUCAGUCCCAGUCCCUGGGUGGUGCCAGUCUCGGUGCUGGUUCCGGUGUCGGUCUUGGUCUCAGUCUUGGUCCCAGUGCCAAUUCUUGUGCUGGUUUCGGUGUCGAUCUCAGUCCCAGUCCCGGUGCCAGUGCGGUGCCAGUCCCUGUUCUGGUGUCAGUUCUUGUCCCAGUUCCAGCCCCUGUCCUGCAGCAGUGGCAGUGUCGGUUCUGGUGUUGGUUCUGGUCCCAGUCCUGGUCUCAGUGCCUGUCCCAGAGCAUCGCCAAUCUUGGUGCUGGUUUCAGGUCCAGUGUUGGUCUCAGUCUUGGUGCUCGUGCUGGUUCUGGUGCUGAUCUUGGUCUCGGUCUCGGUCCUGGUCCCAGAGAUUUUAGGCCUGUUUGGCUGAUUUUAAGCCAAAUCUGUUGCAUUUUAGGGUGGACUUCAGGCCCCUUUGGGUGACUUUCGGCAAACCUAGGUACUUUAUGGUUGGGAUUUACGCCCACUUGAGAGAUUGAAGUGUGAAUAGAGGCCAUUUAAAGAAGACUUAAAACCAGUUUGUGCAGUUUUACGCUGCUUUGGUGGGAUGUUAUACUCCUUUGGAUGAUUUUUAACUGCAUUUGGCUCAUUUUAGGCUAAAGCAUGUGGAUUUAGGGUGGAUGUUAGGCCCUUUUGGAUGAUUUGAGGCCAAGUCUGAUCGAUGUUAGGGUGGAUUUUAGUCGCCUUUAGACAAUUUUAGACCCAUUUGUGUUAUUUUAGGCCAAACCAGGCCCUUUUAGGACCGUGUGUUCCCUUGACCCCACCCCUUUCCCAUCCCAGUUCCCGCCCUUUCCCUGACCCCGCCCCCACAGUUCGGGGCUGGGAACGGGGGAGGAGGAGGAGGGAGGGAGGAAGAGGCGGAGCGGCAGCAGGGAGCAGGAGGAGAAGGGCAGAGGAGGCAGAGGCGGCUCCAGCGCUCCCUGAACUCGCAGCACGGCCGGGGAGCAUCGCCCCCAAUCCCGCAGGUGCCCGGGGAGGAGGAGCCCGCCUCAAAUGUCUCAAGGGCGUCCCUGGGUUUGGGGUUUUGUUUGAGGGGCUGGAUGUGUGGGGUUUGCAGGGCUCCAAAGCCGAGGCGCAGAUGCCCCUUUGGGGGACAUCGGGGGCUCCCGGGAGGUGUUUUUGGGGUGUCCCGGUGGCGGCAGAGCCCCGUUGGGGGUCGGGGGAAUGCGGGUCCCCCCGCGGUGGGGGUUGGGCUUCCCGGGCCGGGCCCUCCGAGCUCUGCCGGGGCCACGUGGGGAGCGGAGGGGCCGGGGGACACCGGGUUUGGGGAGCCCCGGGAGAGCCGCAGCUUCCCUGAGCGGGACCCCGGAGAGAGGAGAGCCCCAGAACUGCAAAACGGGGACCCCGAGAGGGAGGGAACCCCUGGGUUUGCAGGGACCCGGCGGGGGUUGCUGGGGCUGGAGGGACGGGAUGGGCGGGAAAGGGGUUUGGGGGUGCAAGUGCUGGGAAAGGGACUCAGGGCUCCAUGUUCUGUUAAUUGCAUUUCCCAGUAUGAGCCCAGUUACUCCCUCUUAUGAUAUAAUUUGCUCCCAGCACGGUCCCAGUUUCACCCAGUCCCUCCCACUGUGCCUGAAAUUGCAGAAGAAAAACCAAAACCCCUCCAAUAACAUUUUUAAAGUUACAGAGUCAAGGCAUUACUGUAUUAUCUGGCAUGGAUGUUGUUCUUGCCAGGAUGUACCACCAAAAUCAUCUCAUCCACACAUAACCUGGGUGUGCCAAGAGAAUCAUUCCAUGCCACACUGUUUUUAGGAGAUUUUUCAGAUCUUUUAUACAGCCAAAACUCAUGGAAACAAACGGGGUCACUGUUCACUGGUCCUAAGUUGCAAAUACUAAGUUUGUAGGUUUUGGUCUGCUAUUGGAAGCCUGUUGGUUCGUUUUUGAUGUUAAUGACAUCUUCCUCCAUUGAAUUUCUUAUCAGUCUUGUCCAGAGGAGAUGUCUCCAACUCUGCCAGAGGCACAGUCUGGGGUAGAUGUUCUUGGGUGGGCAUUGAUGUUCCAUUAAUGGGCGCUGAUGGCCCUUGAUCUCCCGUCUACUCCCAGUCUGUUAAAACGUUGAGUUCAGUAGACCCUACCUGCUGGAACAAUGCCUGGAAAGAAACUUAAAGGUCUUUUUCCCCAGGCAAAGGCAAACAAAACCCCUUGACUAAAGGUAUACAAAAAUUUCGAAACUGAUAACUUGUCCAACACAACUUUGGUUCUGUAUGUUCCCAGUUCUUCUAGUUGCCCCUAGCAUAGUCCUAGUCACUCCCAGAAUGAUCCUCGUAUGAGUCCAGUCUGAUGCCAGUGUCUCCCAGCAGAGCCCUAGUCACUCACACUUGCACCCAGUUCCCCCCCAAAACAUUCCCAGUCACUCCCAGUUUGGUCCCAGUCACCACCCCUAUGGUCUCAGACACUCCCAGUAUAUCCCAGUUGCCCUGAACAUUCUCAUUAUCAUUCCCAGGCACUCCUAGUUACCUCAGCAUGGUUCGCUUGCCCCCAGUUGCUCCCAGUUUCUCCCAGUGUGUCCCCAGCUGGCUGCCAGCAUGGCCCUGGUUACUCCCAGUAACCCCCAGUCAGGAUCCAUUGACACUAAUCCCAGUAUGAUUGUAGCUACUCCCAGUAUGAUCCCAGUCACUUGCAGUCUAACUCCAGUCCACUCCCAGUCUGAUGCCAGUGCCCCCAGUGUGAUCCCAGUUGCUCCCUGUCAAUGCCAGCAUGACCCCAGUAGCCUCCAGUAUGAUCCCUGUCUCUCCCAGUGUAUCCCACUCACCCCCAGCAUGCUCCCAGUCACUCCCAGCUGUUCUCAGGAUGAUCCCAGUUGUUCAAAGCCACUCCCAGUCAAUCCAAGUAUGAUUCCCAUCACCAUCAGUGUCAUCCCAGUUCUCCCUAACAUUGACCCACGUGUUCCCAGUUCUCCCAGUAUGGUCCCAGUUGCCCCUAGAAUAGUCCCACUCCCUCUGGGCAUGGUUUCAGUCAUGCCCAGUUGCCCCCAGUGUAGAUCCGGUCACUCCCAGUUGCCCUUAGAGUGGUCCCAGUGAUUCCCAGCAUGGACCUGGCUGUUCCCAGUGUUGUUGCAGUCCCCCCAGUAUGGUUCCAGACACUCCCAGUUGCCCUCAACAUGUUCAUAGUCAUUCCCAGUCACUCCCAGUUGCCCCAGUAGGGCUCUAGUUACCUGAGAAUGAUCCCAGUCUUUCCCAGUUAGUCCCACUUACCUCCAUCACACUCCCAGUUUCUGGCAGUUGCCCGAAGUGUGGUCACAGUUGCUCCCAGUAUGAUCCCAGAUGUCAUCUCAGUUCCCUCAGCAUGGUUCCAGAAUGUUAGAGUGGAUCCCAGUUGCUCCCAAAGUGUCCAAAUUUUCCUCCCAGCAUGGGCCCAGGAGCUGCCAGUAACCCCCAGUUAGGAUCCAUUCACACCCACUGUAAUCCCAGUGGCUCCCAGGAUGAUCCCAGUGGGACCCUGUCAUGGGUUGGCACUGGCCAGAUGUUAAUGCACCCAUGAAUAUGUUUUUUGUUUUUUUUCCCUAACAGCUACUGUGGGAUGUGAUCAGGAACAGAGCAGAGCAGGCUUAAAUCUUGAAAACAAAAAAAACCACCAAAACUUUAUUACAUUACAUAAGAACAGGGACAGAAAUACUCUUAAACACACACAGAGACAGAAAUAAAAACUUCUUAAAACAUUUCUUCUCCCAGUUUCUACCUCCCCACACAUCACUCUUCACAGACCAACCUUUGGGUUUUAGAUCAAACAAUCACCACUCAAAAACAAACUAAUCUUCAAUUCAGCAAGGGAGAGAGGAGUCUCUCUGGCACCACAGACUGUUCUCCAGAACACACAGGUCUACUCCUUAUGUGUUCCCAUGUCACCCGUGGCACCGCCCAGAGAAGUCUGCCAGGGUGACUCUCUCUUUUUCCUAUGUCCAGCGCUCUCACCGCUGUCUCAUAGGCCAAAACUACAUACAGGGCUUUUUAAGGAUGCUGCAUGCUGAGCUCUCCCCUUUUUACCCAGGGGCCGGGGUUCCAGGAGCAGGUCUGCCCUGAGGGCAGAGGGCGCCACCUCACCCUCCCCCUCUCUUCGCUGCUCGCUCCACUCUUCAAGUGCCAGUCACUGUAGCAAAAGCAGGGCAGCUGCAUCCACCCAAAAUGCAGUUUAUGUUCAAAAGAGACUUAAGUUCAGUCUAUGGCUGACAUUAUGCAAGAGAAGUCCCGCUCAGAAGGCUACUCCUCUCAUUCUUUGCCCAUCGGGUUCCUUCCAAUCAUGCUUUAUCAUCUCGGUCUCAGGCCGCUUCCCUCUCUCCUCCGAAACCACCAGUCAUGAGAAUCAAUGUCUAAGAAAAGUUUCUUUCUGCCAAGCAAGGGUUAACAGUUUUUUCUCGGCAGGGUGCUGCAGGCUCAGGCACUCUCAGGCUCCUCAACUCCCACGUGACUGGGCACCUUCUCCCGGAGUUUGGGGGGAAGAGGGGGUGAGCACACACAGAAGGCACUUCCACAGUUUUCCACCCCUCCAUCCUGGCUGGGGCAGCUCAGUUCCAGUCUGGUCCACUCUCUUCUCCCCCCCGGGGCUCCGGCUUACCUGAGCCCGACCACGUGUUUCCCCCUCCCCCACCCAGCCUCGUGGCUGGGCAGGGGAAGGAGGCCUGACACGUCUCUCUGCUGAAACCGGGAUCCAAAAAGAGGCCGAACCCCCUUGGGGUCCUGCUUUUAACUCUUUGUGUCCUCAGAGGCGUGUCCAAACCUCCGAGUGACUAAUCCAGGUGCCAGCAGAAAAGCUGAUUACUGAUUGGACUGCCCACAUCCCCCUGGAAAAAUUCACCUCCCCCGCAACCACGACAGACCGAAAGGCACUCCCAGUAUGGUCCCAGUCACUGACUACAAUCCCAGUCACUCCCAGUAUGAUGCGUGGCACCGAGUCAUCCCCAGUAUGGUUCCAGUUAGUGCCAGUAUGACCCCAGUCACUCCCUGAUACUCCCAGUAUAAUUCCAGUCAUGCCCAGAGUGACUCCUUGUGACUCCCAGUGUGAGCCCAGUAUGGUUCCAGUCACCCCCAGUAUGACCCUAGUCACUAUUAUUAUAUCACACCCCCAGUAUUCUUCCAGUCAUGCCCAGACUGAUUCCCUGUCAGUCCCUGUAAGGGCCCAGUUGCUUCCAGUCACUCCCAGUCUGAUUCCAGUAUGAUCCCAGUCACCCUCAGAUACUCCCAGUACUACUGCAGUCACUCCCAGUAUGAUGCCAGUCAGUUCCAGUAGGAUCCCAGUAUGACCCCAGCAUGGGCAUAGCUGCUGCCAUGAUCAUCCAGUGGGGUUCCAGUUGCUGCCAUUUAUGAAGGGAGGUUUUUAUGAAGGCCAGAUGCCCGGAGAUGGACUUGGGCAGAGGAACCUUCAAACUGAACAUGCCUAUCCCUUGUUUUCCCUCCUGACUAGGAUUUCCCAUUCCCAAACCUUGACUGGAUGAAGGAGGAGGCUGCGAGGAAGAGGAAGAUGCCCCAGGACUCCCAGGCAGACAAGGAGCUGAGCAUGGAGAGCAGGGAGGACAAAUCCCCGCAGCAGAACCUCGUGGGAGAGGCCGUUUG
Prinia subflava (tawny-flanked prinia) is the source of this 7880-nucleotide messenger RNA. Its product is annotated as zinc finger protein 883-like. The transcript is spliced from 4 exons. Gene Ontology annotation, molecular function: DNA-binding transcription factor activity, RNA polymerase II-specific; RNA polymerase II cis-regulatory region sequence-specific DNA binding. Gene Ontology annotation, biological process: regulation of DNA-templated transcription. The record is from RefSeq and is a predicted model, not a curated record. NCBI's taxonomy places the organism in Eukaryota, Metazoa, Chordata, Aves, Passeriformes, Cisticolidae. Bases 113 to 1612 code for a protein of 499 amino acids.